UUUUGCUUCCAGCCUGUGAGGUCACGAGGGUCACGUGAUGUUUUUUUCCCAGCAUGGAGCUGCUCGGGUGGGGAUUUACUGUGUGUGUUGUGCUGAACUGGUUUCCAGUGCGUGUGUGGGAGCUCAGGGAGGAUGAAGCUGACCUCUGAGGAUCCAGACCUCCAGCUCCUUAUGGCUGUAUAUGAUGAGAACAUCCUGAAGAAUCCUUUCUACCUGGCCUUGGAGAAGCAGAGACCCGACCUUUGCAGCCAAGUGGCAGAGCUCCACGGCAUCGUUCUGGUGCCGUGCUGUGGAAGUUUGACCCUCAGCAGCUACUCGGACUCUCACUUCGACAGCUAUGUGCUGCAGCCCGUGGAGGACGGUUAUAAGACUGCGGACGGGAAGGAGGUCCGGAUCCAGGACAGGCAGGUCCUGCUGGGAUCCGGGUUCCCGGCUCCAGUGUCGAUCCCCAUCCUGUUCGAGGAGACCUUCUACAACGACCGGGAGCAAAGCUACAGCAUCCUGUGCGUCUCCAGGCCCAUGGAGGUGGACCCGAGCCUGUCCGAGGUCAGCACGCCGUCUUCUUACAGCCUGAGGAGCCUGGAGGACGUCAGGGAGUUCCUGGGCCGCCACGCCCAGAAGAUGGACAAGCACAUCCAGAGCUUCUGUCAGGCCUUCAGGGAGCAGGAGAGGAAGGGACUCCGGCACCACAUAGACUCGGUGAACGGUCUUUACACUAAAUGUCUUCAGUGUCUGCUGAGAGACUCUCACCUGAAACUUCUGGCAAAGCAGGAGCUUCAGAUGACGCUCCUCAAACAGGCUGUGGAGAUGUACGUUCAUCAUGGUAUCCAUGAAUUAAUCUUUAACUUUGUGGGAACGCUUGAGGCCAGCCAGGACGCUGCCUUCAACAAAACCACCAGGAGUCUGCAGGAGCUGCAGCAGAAAGAGCUGGGAGUCAAACCCGAGUUCAGCAUAAACUUGUCUCGGGCUAAAAGAGAGCUGAGCCAGCUCAACCAGCAGACGUCCCCCCUCCUCAAACUGCUCUGCCUGCGUAGAGUCGCGCUGACCGCCACCCAGACCCCGAGACGCACCGUGAGCAUAGAAGCCGUGAGCGCCGACGACCUGCUGUCUGUCGUCCUCUAUCUGCUGGUGAAGACGGAAAUCCCCAACUGGAUGGCCAACCUGAGCUACAUCAGGAACUUCUGCUUCAGCCACUCGAGUAAAGAUGAGCUCAGCUACUGUCUGAGCACCUUCGAGGCGGCGGUGGAGUACAUCAACCUGGGGAAGCUGCAGAACUCUGGCUCUGGUGAGCUCAGCGACAAGGCGCUGUUCAAGGAGAGGAUGAGUCUGCUGACUCAGGGUGUAGCCACGCCCAUUAAUUGUCUGUUUGAGCACAUAGCAAAUGGAAAUGAAGAGGAGGUUGAACGCCUGCUGAGUGAUGGAGAGGCCGAUGAAGAUGUGAAGAUGUGUCAUCCUCUCUGCUCCUGUGACCUCUGUGACCUCCAGCUGUCCGGGUCAGUGUCCAAACUCACACAGACAAACACGCAGAGGUACAGAGAGUACUAUGUGUGUGUCUGUGUGUGUGUGUGUGUGUGUGUGUGUGUGUGUGUGGCAGGUCAGUCCCAGCUGAUCGACAUACUGGUGCAUAAAGGAGCUCAGGUGAACGCCACAGACUACCACGCCCUCACACCGCUGCACCUGGCGUGUCAGCGCGGGAACCAGGGAGUAGCGCUGCUGCUGCUGCACUACAAGGCCAACACGGAGGCUCAGGACAACAACGGCAACACGCCGCUGCACCUCGCCUGCAUGUACGGACACGAGGACUGUGUGAAGGCCUUGGUGUACUACGAUGUCCAAACGUGCCGUCUGGACCUGGUGAACGACAAAGGCGACACGGCGCUGCACAUGGCGUCGCGCUGGGGCUACGAGGGCAUCAUCCAGGUGCUCCUGGAGAACGGAGCGAGCACCCACAUCCUCAACAAGAACAAGGAGUCGCCGCUGCAGUGCGCCCUGAACUCCAAGAUCCUCAUGCAGCUGCAGUCCACUCAGAACGGCCGGAAGCGCUGCGGCAGCAGCGUCGACGUGAGUCUCAUCUGCACUCACGCUUGCAUCGGACAGAUCUCCAACAUCACAUCUCCCAGCCGCUCGCCUCUGGCCUCAGACUGCAGCAGCCGCCGCUCCUCCGUCUCCAGCACCUCCUCCCUGGGCUCGGAGGUCAAACCAGAGGGAGAACGGGUCCGGCACAGAGAGGUGGAGAAGCUGCUGCGAGCCGUGGCAGACGCUGACGUGGAGAUGGUGCGUUACCUGUUGGAGUGGAUGGAUGAGGAAGAGGAGGAUCAGGGAGAAGUACGGUCGGAGGCUCCACUUUGCCACCCUCUGUGUCAGUGCCCAAACUGCGCCCCCACUCAGAAGCUAUCGGUGCAGCAGGCGGGAACUCUCGGCGUAAACAGCUGCAACGUCGACGGUUUCACGCCUCUCCACGUCGCCGCCCUCCACGGACACUUGCCGCUGGCCACCCUGCUGAUCCGCCACGGGGCCAACGUGAACGCCCGCACCAACCAGAGCGCCACGCCGCUUCACCUGGCUUGCCAGAACAGCCACAUCCCGGUGGUGAGGUUUCUGCUGGAGUGCAACGCCAAGCUGAAUAAAAAGGAUCACUAUGGCAACACGCCGCUGAUCCACGCCUGCCUGCGUGGAAAUCUGGACACAGCCACCAUCCUGUUACAGAGUAAUGCGUUGGUGAACGUGGCGAACCUUCAGGGGAACACGGCGCUCCAUGAGGCAGUGCGGGGCGGGCAUCUGGCGCUGGUGGAGCUGUUGCUGAGGGGCGGAACCUCUCCUGGCAUCAGGAACAAGAGGCAGAGGACGCCGCUGGACUGCGCCUACGAGCUGGGCGGAAAGAACACUGAAAUCCUGCGAGCUCUGCAGAAAGCGUCUGGACUCUCCCCUGAUGAUGAACCGAUCAAACUCCUCUCCGUCCCCAAAGGAGCUCUGGCUCAUUCCUUCGUGCAGCGUCUGAGGCUGCAGGAUAACUCCAACAGCAGGAAGCAGAAGCUGGCUCAGUCCAUCAGCAGGAUGCAGCAGAUGAGGAAGGGUUCUUCAGGUUCUCCACCCAGGUGUUCUCCAAACCUCAGCCAGGUGAAUCCGGACAGGUGGAGGCUGAGGCGAGGCGAGACGGUGGCGGUCAGCAGCCCCACAGGAAGCCUCAAAGAGCGGCGCCUGGCUCGCUCUCACACCCUCGACACCGGAGCGCACACGCCGGAGCGAACGCACGCGCUGACCGUGGCUGACCCGACAGACGUCGCGUGCGCUCCUGAACUACCCGAUGGCGCCGAAUCGCUCUCCACCGACGCCUCCAGCUGCAGCACGGGCAGCGAGACCUCGCCGUCCACGCCAUCAACUACAUCAUCGCAGGUCGACAGCUCGGCCGACGUCCCGCUUGCAAACAUCCUGUCUGCUCAGUCUGACCCCGAAAGCCAGACCGACCGAGAUUUACACGCAGACUCUUCUGACGGCCGCCCUCGGCCUGGCGAGGAAGCUGAAGGCUUACCGUCAGAGCACAGGGAUGAAGACUCCACCCUUUAUCCCCUUAACCUGCCCUCCCCGACCCAGAGCGAAAGAGUCGAAGAGAGCAACGCCAAUCAGCAGCCAGAACCCAGCGCACAGUGAUGCAGGGAGCGCGAAGCACAGACGGCACGAGUAGCAAGAAGACCGCCGAAAGAAAAGCACACGAGACUCCGGAUCCUCACGAACCAAACGUCCUCUCACUGCAGCGCCUCGGGUUGUAUUUGUCCCGCUCGGAGGUUUCCGCCUCCUCAGGCAAACUGAAAGGGCGUCGGGCACCAUCCAUGUUUUGCGUCAGUGGGGACGUCAGAAACCUGGAUCAGGUUUAACCCGCACAGGCUCGGCGCCGCUCGCGCUCCCUUCUCACUCGUUAACAUAAACUAGAAGCUGCAUUUUUUCCACUGACAGGUUUCCGAACUUUGUUUUUCAGAUGUUUGAAAACUGCUCGGCCCUUUUGUGCGGAGGCGAGCGAGAUCCAAACCAUCCUCGCACGGGGAACUCUUUACAUUGAGCUUCAACACGAACGUCUCAGCUGAGUUUAAAGCGCUUUCCACUUCCAGCCUUCACGGAGAAAAAGGGAUGCAAGCUGAUUUCAUUUCUUGCUGUUUGAACGUCCUCGCUGUAGUUUGUGCUGCUGCUCUGUGCCGCUGACUUUUUUACUUUGGUUUAAUCAGGAUGAUCUUAUUUUAUUUAGGAGGGUGGAGCUCCGUGUGUCUCCCUGUCCGCUGCUGAACCUCGCUGCGAGCUUUUAUCCAGCAGAUUUUAAUCCAACACCACCGCCGGCUGUUUUCCAAAUCAAGCUGUUUGAAGGAUUUCUGUCUUUUUACCGGCGCUGAUGAUUUUUGAGCACCAACAUUAACACCGCUGACCCCUCGAGUGGAGAGUGAGCCACGUUUAUAGUUUGAUAGAAAAACUGUAUGGAGUGAAUUCGUAUGACAUCCAUCUGAAUACUGUAACGCUUAACCGAUGGGCGUGGCUUCUUUUGCAGAGAAGGAUGGGCUUCAGUCACAGUCACUGAACUGGACCUGUGGACUGUUUGUGCUCCUCACAAACUCUCAUGUAACACUUGAACCUCAUGGCUGAGGCCAUAAACUCAUCAGGAAGUGUUACUGACUCACGGUUUCCUGUACAGGAAGUCUUUUUGCGUCGCCCUCUGCUGGUCGUUAGAACGAAUGCACCUUAACACGCUUCAGCGUUGACUUUCCUACGGCCAUGUUUUUUAUGCUAUGACGUCCGUGGUGAUAAUUUAGCAUUUCAGCCUCUCGACCAAAUCCGUGCACAAAGAAAACGUGACAGCGGCCACAAACGUGGAGUGCGAGCGUUUCUAAACGGUCUUUGGUCCGAAGUCAGAGCUCCAUCAGCUCAGGUGGUUUAUUAACCUUCAGUAAGGACGUCGAGAACCGAACCAAACUGUCUGAGCUUCCUCUUGAUGCCUCAUGAAAUCAUGACAUCAUCGAACACAAACUGUGAGUCCAAACCCCAAAAACCCGACUCAGACUGUUCAGCCUGAUGAAUGACUGAAAACUGCAACAAAUCAGUCUGAUUUUUGUCCCUCUGUCAGGUUAAUUUCUAAGUUUCGGUCUCUGUACUUCAUGAAACGGUUGUAGCAACCUGAUGAAACGAGCGCGUCUUCAGAGGAAAAAGACAAACUGUGGUAUUCCAUCACAGCCGACUGUCCUGCUGUUUAAUGUUUCAUAUUUGUGGUUUUGACGGUUUUACUCGAGAGUCGAUUUGAUGGUUACGAGCAGAGUGCUGCAAACGUGUCUCCCGUCAGUGUCACUGUUUCCUGUCUCCCUCACACAGGAACCACCUUUAUGUUUGAACUUCAUCUGAGCGGAUGUCAAAGCCGAGUCUUAAUGAUGAUGUGAAUGUGCCUUAUUUAAUUUAAACCCAAAUAAACAAGAAUAAACCUGCGAUUCAGACAAAUGA
Messenger RNA from Pundamilia nyererei, 5472 nucleotides. RefSeq names its product ankyrin repeat domain 27 (VPS9 domain) (gene ankrd27). Gene Ontology annotation, molecular function: SNARE binding; guanyl-nucleotide exchange factor activity. The record is from RefSeq and is a predicted model, not a curated record. Gene Ontology annotation, biological process: early endosome to late endosome transport; neuron projection morphogenesis. Gene Ontology annotation, cellular component: tubular endosome; plasma membrane; early endosome. Lineage: Eukaryota; Metazoa; Chordata; Actinopteri; Cichliformes; Cichlidae. The coding region runs from base 133 to 3648 and encodes 1171 amino acids. The transcript has 27 exons.